AUGAAACAACGGAAGUGGCGGCGAACGCAAUCCAAACCCGGUACCGACGAUGAUGAAACAGCAGCAAAAAGGAAUGGAGAAGGCAGAUUUGCACGACCUUUACCGGAACAGAAAAGAGUCCAAGUGUUGAUACCCUUGGCGGGAAAUGGUGACAGGAUGGCGAUCAGCUUUAUCUCCGCUAUUUUCACUAGAGGCACACUAAUCGAUUUCCCCAAUACUGAUAUCAACACUAUUGAGCCAACAUACGAGAUGGCACACAACGUGUAUGAAAAGCUUGAAGUUGAGUUCAAUUCAAGAAUAAGGGAAAGGUGCUACAAAUUUGAUCUGCAUGGACCCAAAUCAACUUUUGUGGGAGACUUAGAAGUCAAGAUCACGGAGUGCCUCAGAAACAACCUUGUCAUCAAUGCAGGAAAACAAAAGGAGUUUGAAUUUCGACAAUACCUAAUUGCAUCUCAAGCUAAGCUAAAAUGUCGAUUUUAGUUUGCAUAAAGACGAUAUUCAUUCAUAGUUAGCUUUUCGAGAGUGUUUUUCCCUUUUGUAUGAGAGAAGUUUAUCCCUGAAAUCAAUUCCCAAUGAGAUUGAGAAGGCAACAUCAAGCAUUUAGCCAUUACAUAAAGUUUUCAUCAAUAAACUUAGGAUUUUGAAUUCACACAGAGUCUGAUCUUUGGCAAAUUGAUGGAGAUUAGCUACUUUGUCGGUAAAUGCAUUAGAUGUUUUUUUGGAAUAGGUAAACGUAUUAGAUGUUUUUUUAGAAUAGGUAAAUGUAUUAGAUGUUUUUUUAGAAUAGGUAAAUGUAUUGGAUUAUUAUUAUA
Messenger RNA from Lactuca saligna, 812 nucleotides. The record is from the annotation of a GenBank genome assembly. NCBI's taxonomy places the organism in Eukaryota, Viridiplantae, Streptophyta, Magnoliopsida, Asterales, Asteraceae.